Molecule: messenger RNA, 1227 nt
Organism: Cydia pomonella (codling moth)
Lineage: Eukaryota; Metazoa; Arthropoda; Insecta; Lepidoptera; Tortricidae
Gene: CPR72
Product: larval cuticle protein A3A-like
Exons: 2
Coding region: 147-692 (181 amino acids)
Cellular component (GO): extracellular matrix
Source: RefSeq, a predicted model, not a curated record
GACAGACACGGCUGACAAUCCGGAACGUUCGAGUGAAUGCACUGCAAUGCUAUAAAUACGAGCUGCGACUUGGCUGCGAUUUACUUCCAACUGCCUCCAAGCCCAUUGUUGACGGAACCGCAGAUAACAAACUGACGACUCCUGCGAUGUACGCGUACGGGCCGUUGCUGUGCCUAUUCCCCAUGGCUGUCGUCAGCAUCGUGGUAAAAGACUCACCGCCACCGAACGAAUACAAAUAUUCAUACGAAAUCGAAGACCCGACAACCGGAGAUACAAAGAGCCAGCACGAGGUGCGGCGCGGAGACGUGGUCAGCGGCUCCUACUCAGUCGUAGAUCCGGACGGGACAAGGCGAACUGUCAAGUACACUGCUGACCCAGAACAUGGGUUCACAGCUGUCAUUCACAGAGAGGCAGCCGCCCCGCCGCCUCCACCUCCGCCGCAACCUUACGCUUAUCAGGACAUUGAGUCUCAGCAUCGCGUCCCACCGCCGUACGACAACGUCGAUCUCGUUGUGAAAUCCCCGCAGCCUAUUGGACCGGUUUUUUAUGCCAAACUGUCGUAUCCUAAAACAAAUUACGAAGACAAACCGGCCUUCUAUUUCACUCCUGCGAACGAAAUCCAAUCUGAUCGUGAGAGUUUCGCACAAGGACAUUACUUUCAGCCGGCUACCGGUUUUAAAGACUAUAAUUAGAUUUAGUACACAGAUGUACCUGUUACUUUGUUUUAUUGUGAACGUUUUUUCCUAAGAUUGUGAUAACUGUAGCUAUAAGUGCGUUUAAUAAAAUAUUAUAAUAAGCGAGCAGACAAUUUCGGUAACUAAUUUAGUUAAUAAUCAAUAACUUUUUCUUAUAAUAACAUUUUAUUGUAGUUCUGCGUUUCUACAUAAAUGAAUAAAUCAUAAAAUAAAAUGAACAAGUCAUCAUAAAAUAAACAAAUAAAAUGGAUUAAUUAAGAAAAACAAAACAGAUUUCUUUAGCUAACAUCUUUGUUAGUAUAUUAUAAUAUUAAACAGCAGGUUAUAAGAACUACAUGACAGCGACGUUAGCAUGGUCGCAUUUUUAUCGCCUAUCGUGUCAUGCGUCACUUUCGCAUUUACAUACUUGUUAGAAGGUGACAGACGAUAAAGAGGCGACCAACGCUAACGUUGAUAGAUAUAUCCUUUAUUUGAUGGAUAACUAAAGUGUACUUCAAUUUAAAUAAAAUAUCAUAUAAGUUUGUGGCAAAAA